CGGAGCGAUCGAACCCCUCCCAGUUACUCCCGUGGCUUUUGCCACGAACAUCAGGCAACAAUCUCCAAAUAUGUGAGAGCUCACAUGAAAUAACGAGCGAGAGCGUCACAUCAUAUGUUUGAAUGAUUCCCUGAGGAUGUGAGAGUCACGGAUGCGGCGAUCGAUGAGUGUUUCUGUCGCAGGCUCAAACAGACGAUGAGAGUUGACGAGACCCACGGCUCUUGGUGACGACGCGGUCCCGCUAUGGGGCUCCCGUGAAUGGCCCGGGCGUCGAGUAUGUUGACUGCCUGUCAGCAUGACGCCGUUGGACCUGUGGCUUUCGCGCUCCAUCCCCAUGUGUCUGCUGCUGCAGAGCCUGGUUCUCAUGGUCCUGUGCUUUCCGUCUGCCAGCACCUGUCCCAAGGGUUGCACCUGCCAGCGCUCCGAAAGCCCUCCGCACGGACUCAACGUCACCUGUAGUCUGUCGCGCCUGAAGGAGAUCCCGCCUGACGUCCCUCCGGACACCCAGCUGCUACAGCUGGACCGAAACCACAUAUCUCUGGUCCCCGAUCGCAUAUUUCAUGGCUUGAGGAUGCUUCGGAGGCUCAAUCUCUCCCACAAUGCCGUGGAGACCCUCGGCGAGGGGGCGUUUGUUGGAUUGGAGGGCUCUCUGGAAGUGCUGGACCUUUCCCACAACCGGAUCACUAGCGUGCACAAGGACGCGUUCGCACGGUUGAAGGCACGUGUGAUGGUGGACAACAACCCUUGGCAUUGCGACUGCGCCCUGCAGCAGGCGCUGGGCGGCAUGGCGCACAACCAUGAGGCCGCCACGCGCGUGCUGUGUCGUAGUUCAGAGCUGAGGGACCAGGAGGGCCAGCCGUUCCUGGCCGUGGAUGCAGACUUGUGCAACCUGGCCAAGCGGACCACCGACUACGCCAUGUUGGUGACCAUGUUCGGCUGGUUUGCGAUGGUUAUCUCUUAUGUUGUGUACUAUGUACGGCAGAACCAGGAGGACGCGAGACGACACCUCGAGUACCUGAAAUCGCUUCCCAGCAAGCCCAAGAAACCGGACGAACCGGAGGACAUAAGCACGGUCGUGUGAUGCUACAAAGAUCGCACGAUCCCAGAGACUAAAGGGCCGUUCACACCAAGGAUGAUAACUGUAACGAUAACUAUAAGAGUAUAUGGAAUUUUGUGUAACGGAGGCCAGCGGUAGGUGCUGUGCAGGUAAACCUCACUCCCCUGAUCUCAAGAGUUGCACUAGCUACUGAUGCUAGUGGCUGCAGUCUUUAACCUCCUUGUUAGUGCGCCUGCCUCCCAUGCUGGAGACCUGGGUUCAAGUACCGCUCGGAGCAGGUGCAAGUAGGACCCGGGGGGGUUAUGUUGGUGCCGUGACCCGGAUGGGAGUGAGGUUUAGGGGGGUGAGUGUAAUGGAGGUCAGCGGUAGGUGCUGUGCAGGUAAACCUCACUCUCCUGAUCUCAAAAGAAGCCCUAGCAAUUGACACUAGUGUCUGCUGUCUUUAGCCUCCAUGUUAGUGCGCCUGCCUCCAAUGCCAGAGGCCCGGGUUCGGGUAGGUCUCGGGGGCAGGGUUCAUUCGCACCACAGCUACUAUGAUAACAGUGUAGAGAGACUGUAUUGUUUACAGGUGGUGAUCAGAAUCAAUUAUAAUAUAUGUUAUCGUCCGUUAUUGUGGGUGCUGAUAUAGUUAUCGUUAUAGUUAUCAUUCUUAGCAAGAGCGGGCCUUAAACCAGGAUGUUGAUCAAUCUGAUGCGAAUCGUAAAUGUCGUCUAGCGUACUACACCUGUCUUCUCUUUUUCCAAUGUGCUUUCCUGUUUCUGAGUAUGUAUUUAGAACAAUUUGUGAUACACUUCCAACCCUUUGUCCUUACGAGAAAGAGAGAGUCUUUUAAACGUGACGUCCAGGUGGCAUUAAAACAAUCGCGAAGUUGUCCUCUAAACGUGGUCCGAACCCACCUUUAGAGCGAGAACUUGUCUUCAGGCACAUUGACACGAGUAAUUUUCUAUUUUAACUAGUCAGUUGGAAGAGAUCGUCGAUCAUUAAGCAGUGCUAAUGACCAGUACAGGUAUUUUGAGAAAUCAAAUCUCAGGUGCAAAUGUUGAUAGACUCCAAUGAUUUGUAAAAACCCUACGAUGUUUUGAUGCUACCAAGUUUUGUAAGACAAACGAUAAUCCAGGCAUGUGCGCAUUAGCUACAAUCGCGAAUCAUUUUACGACCUUCAAAAGGCGUGGAGUACCCUUUAUUAGUGAAAUGACGGGACAUUUCUUCCAACGUUCGGAAACUAUUAUCGUGAGCCUGUGCAUUUUUAGGUUUUCUGUUUUGUUUUCACGUUAAAACUCGUGCACAUUCAAUCGUGAAUCGUUGAGUCGUAGAGCACAGCAGUGCUGGUGUGGUGCUUGUCACGUGAUUCUCGGAACCGUAGUCGAGGAACGUAGUCGAUACCUCCAUCCGAGUCUUUUGUCGGUAACGUUACUUGUGAGGCUCUUUGUCGAUGUCGUAACUCACCGUGCGUAAAAAUAGGCUCCCGAGCCCCGUGUUAGUCAUUGUGUAAUCUGCGAGGCGGCCAGUGUUUUUUCGUAAACGUAAGGUUCCAUCCCUGAAUCCAAACUCUUGACAUCCAGGACAGAAAAUGUACAUCCUGGAUGAGGAACUUCAGCUUCCCCUUGCGCUAUGGGCCAUCAGCGCUUAGUGAUAUUAUUGUGUGUGUACAGUAAUUUGGGCCGGUCGUGAGCAGAAAAUUACAGCUGUCACUCUGUUACUGGCCUCAUUCUUACGGCUGACUGCCGAGUCCAGCAAAGCAAAGCCCCGGGGAGAGCUAGAGGAUAGAAAGACGACAGGAGAAGUGAGGAAAUGGAAAACAGGAUGCUGGGAACAAGUUCAGGAGGAAAUCAGAACAGGCGGUGGGAUCGUGGUAUAGUAAGUUUCAGAUGGCUUUCAUAUAUCAUUGCAUUCACUUGAUCCAAGGCAACUGUGGUAUUUCCAUGAUUAUCAUGUCCAAAAGCUGUUAGUACCAUGGUAGCCUCCAAAACAAAUGUUUUUAUGAUGGAUGCAGCCAUGAACUGUAUAUUCAAAAUUGGGGAAUCAAUAGGUCCUAAUCAAAAUGAAUUAGUAUCAUGUGCACAAAUUGGAAAUACUGUGGUAGAUCUUAAUACCAUGGUAGAGACUAAAAUUAUGGUAGUAUGAUGGAUGCAACCAUGUACUGUAUAUUCAAAAUUGGGAAACCAAAUGUAAAAUUUAAAGCAUUGGUCAUUGGGAAAAGAUAUAUAUCAGUACAAUGUGAACAAAUUGGAAAUACUAUAGGAGUGUCUAAAAAACAUGGUAAUAUGAUGGAAGCAACCAUUUAUAUUGAAGAUUGGGGAAUCACAUGUAAAAUUUAAAGCAUUGAUCAUUGGGGGGAAAAGCCAAUUGGAGUAUGUUAGUAUCCAUAAGUGUCCAUGAAUUGGAAAUAUUCUGGUACAGUAGUUUUUAAUACCAAGGCUUUGUCCAAAAACAUGGUAUUUUGAUGGAUAGAACCAUAUAUAUUCAAUAUGUAUUCAGAAUUUGGGCACUAAGUGUUUAAUGUAAAGCACUGGUCAUUGGGAAAAAGAUGACAUUCAGAAUAUGUUAGUACCAUGCCCACAAAUUGGAAAUACUGUAUUAGUACCAUGUAUUAGUACCAUGUCCUCAAAUUGGAAAAAAAUGGAAAUGUUAUGGUAGUUUUUGACACCAUAGUAGUGUCCAAAAACAUGCUAUUAUUAUGGAUGCAAGCAUAUAUAUUCAAGAUUGGGGGACAAAAUGUAAAAUGUAAAGCCUUGAUCAUUUGGGGAAAAAAUUCUGAUCCAGAGUAUGUUAGUGUCCAUAAAUUGGAAAUACUGUGGUACAGUAGUUUUUUAUACCAUAAAAGUGUCCAAAAAUGUGGUAUUAUGAUGGAUGCAACCAUGUAUAUUCAGGAUUGGGGACUAAAGGUAAAAUCUAAAGCAUUGAUAAUUGGGAUAAUUGGGGGGAAAAUUAAAUUCAGAAAAUGUUAGUAUCAUGUCCACAAAUUGGAAAUACUAUGGUACAACAGCUAUGUAUUAUGAUGGAUGCAACCAUAUGCAUUCAAAAUUGGGGGACUAAAUGUAAAGCAUUGAUCAUAAAUACCAGGUACGCAGAUUGGAAAUACUAUGAUAGUUUUUAAUACCAUGGUAGUGUCUAAAAUUGCGAUAAUAUGAUGGAUGCAGCCAUGUACUGUAUAUUAAAAAAUGGGGAACCAAAUGUAACACUUGAAGCAUUGGUCAUUGGGAAAAAAUUACAUUCAGAAUAUUUUAGUACCAUGUCCACAAAUUGGAAAUACUCUAGUUGUGUCCAUAGUAGAGUCCCCCAAAAAAACAUGGUUUUAUGAUGGACGCUUCCAUAUAUAUAAGCCAAAUGUAAAGUUUAAAGCAUUAAUUACUGGGGAAGAAAUUGUUGAUCAGAGUAUGUGAGCAUCUAUAAAUUGGAAAUACUAUGGUACAGUAGAUUUUAAUACCAUGGCAGUGUCCAAAAAACAUGGUAUUGUGAUGGAUGCAAACAUAUAUAUUCAGGACUGGGUGACAAAAUGUAAAGCAUUAAUCACUGGGGAAAAAUUGUUGAUCAGAAUUAAAUAGUACCAUGUCCACAAAUUGGAAAUAUUAUAGUUGUGUAAAUUGGAAAUACUAUAGUUGUGUCCAAAAGAAACAUGGUAUUAUGAUGGAUGCAACCAUUUAUAUUCAAGAUCGGGGAACCAAAUGCAAAAUUUAAAGCAUUGGUUAUUGGGAAAAAUAUUGCCAGCCAAAAUAUAUUAGUACCAUGUCCACAGAUUGGAAAUACUAUGAUGUUUAUGGUAUAUUAUAUUCGUGUCCCAAAAAUGGUAAUAUGAUGGAUGCAAAUUUAUAUAUUCUAGAUUGGGGAAUAAAUGUAAAAGGUAAAGCAUUGUUAAUUGGGAAAUUACCAAAUUAGAAAUUACAAACUAAAAUGCAUUGCACUAUUAUGGAUGCAACUAUAUAUAUUUAAGAUUGGGGGACAAAGUGUAAAAUGUAAAACAUUUAUCAUUAAAAGAAUGUUUUAAUUACAGUGUCCAUAAAUUGGCAAUACUAUUUUACAGUAGUUUUUUAAUACCAUGGCAGUAUCCAAAAACAUGGUAUUUUGAUGGAUGCAACCAUAUAUAUAUCAAGAUGUAGGACUAAACAUAAAGCAUUCAUAUGGGAAAAAAUGUGCUAAUCAAAAUGAAUUAGUACCAUGUGCACAGUUCAAUCUAAUACCACGGUAGUGUUUAAAAAGCUUGGUAUUAUGAUGGAUGCAACCAUAUACAUUUAAGAUUGGGGGACCAAAUGUAAAAUGUAAAGAUAAAAUUGCCAUCAGAAUAUUAUUAGUACCAUAUCCACAAAUUGGAAACACUAUGGUAGUUUUGUGAGUGGAAUGAGCGUUGUUUCUUUAUUGUAACUUCAUUGUUGUGUAUCCAGUGAAGUGCUUUUUUAAUGAAACUUUUUAAACGGUAAUUAAAUUCCAAGGUUGGUGCCGUUAUAAUAAUGACGUUUGAUCGUGGCUUCGACAUCGGUUCAUCAGAACAUUAGGAGAAAUUUAGAAGAACAUUAGGGAGAACACUAACCCGACUUCACUGUAGAUAAAGAGCUUGUCAUUUGCGUAGGAAGGUACCUGAAAUCCCUUUAAAGAAUCGUGUUUGAAUGUACUUAUCUAGUCUUUUUGCCUUGUCUAACUGCGGUUGUUCUACACGCUGUAUUGUGCUGGGAAAGAGAGCCGUUUCUCAAUGCAGACUCCACAGUGAAGCACGCUGUAGCCAAGGACACGGGGGAGAGAUUUUCUAAGUGCCUGAAAUACUCGUCUCUAAGUCUCUCAUUCUUCCAGCUAACGAUAACUUUGCUUUGAAACGUUUUGUUCGGUCUCGCCCAGCUCGAGUCUACUCGGCCUCAACCGGAUAGGUCUUUACUGCACAAAGAUACUGGGAAAACGAAUGAAGUACAGGAGUGCCAUUGAUGCGUGAUGUAGUUCUUCCUGUUUUCUUAAGGCCUUUUCACAUGAUUCGUGUCACGGCUUCAAUGCUGUGCAAUGUUUUGGCCUCCACAUGAAAAGCAUUGCAGAUUAUGUCGCCAAAGGGUGAUUUGACAAGGUUGCGAAAAGUAUGAAGUGUUGAAAAUAGUAACAGAUAUCUUAUAUUAGAACAGAAAGUCCUGGCGUUGCUUAGAUGCAUUGGAGAAACAAAACAAAGACACGUCUAACUUUUCUCUGAAUGUCAUGAUAUGCAUUUGACGUUCCAGUUUACAAAUAAGUUAAUCUUCCAUCUUGUUUUGAUUUUCACAUUAGAUGCAUAUCUUUGGGAAAUAGUUGGUUGUUCUUUGAAAAGGUUCAAAUCAAGCGAUAAGAUUUAGGUUAAAACUGACAUGACCACAAUAUGGCGCAGGUUUGUCCUUACCAGGUUAACAGGUUUCUAUUUCUGCAUUAUAAAAUCACAUUGGUCCAAUUACAUUUAACAUCAAAUAUGAUCUUUAAUGCCUGUGAUUUUUUUUUUUUUUCAUUUGAUGAGGACAGAAACACUACAUACUCUUGGAAAUGUAUUGCACCUGCUCACGAUGCUGUAGUUUGAUGCUUCGCUGCAUUGAUUUUGAUGCAUUUGGGAACCGAACGUGAAUCAUGUGAAAGGGCUUUUAUUGGAAAAAAGUAGAGGAGAGUUGUGGCGUGUGUUUCUUCCUAUGUUAUGUUAAUUAGUUUUUUUUUUUUUUUAAAGUAAUUACUUCAUUUUUGUGUGCCAUUUUUUGGCUUGGUAUACAUGAAACUGACUCCUGCUCAAAAAAAAGUGACAUACUGUUGAAGACGUAAAACUGGAGGAGGAUCAAUGGUACAUCACAUUGUAAACGCAUGAUGUAGAGAAAAUGAAAUAAAAGAUUCAUUUACACUGUU
Labeo rohita (rohu) is the source of this 6889-nucleotide messenger RNA. RefSeq names its product leucine rich repeat containing 3B (gene lrrc3b). The record is from RefSeq and is a predicted model, not a curated record. Gene Ontology annotation, molecular function: protein binding. Bases 296 to 1081 code for a protein of 261 amino acids. The transcript has 2 exons. NCBI's taxonomy places the organism in Eukaryota, Metazoa, Chordata, Actinopteri, Cypriniformes, Cyprinidae.